Messenger RNA from Chaetura pelagica (chimney swift), 3384 nucleotides. RefSeq names its product family with sequence similarity 65, member A (gene RIPOR1). The transcript is spliced from 24 exons. The record is from RefSeq and is a predicted model, not a curated record. Lineage: Eukaryota; Metazoa; Chordata; Aves; Apodiformes; Apodidae. Bases 1 to 3384 code for a protein of 1127 amino acids.
AUGUCCCUGUCUGCGCGCCCGCAGCGCCGGGUCCUCGUCACCAAGAUCAAUAGGAGCCAGUCCUUUGCUGGAGUGAACUCGACGGCCGACAGGCCCUUCAGCAGGAACCUCUCACCCUUCACCCCCACCGUGUCCCGCAAGACUGGCUCCAGGGUCAGUAGGAUGUUCUCAAUGUCCCACAAAUCCCCACCACCCAAGGUGCCUCAGCCCAACCGCCUGGACGAGGUGUAUGAAGCUCUCAAGAAGGGCCUGACAGCCUACCUGGAGGUGCACCAGCUGGAACUGGAGAAGCUCAGCACCCAGAUCCGUGAGUCCAAGAGGAAUUCACGCCUGGGCUUCCUCUACGAUCUGGACAAGAACAUGUGCCUGCUGGAGAACGAGCUGGAGAGCCAGCUGGGCGAGUUCCACGUCCGCAUGAAAGGACUGGCAGGGUUUGCCCGGCUCUGUGCUGGUGACCAGUACGAGAUCUUCAUGAAGUACGGGCGGCAGCGGUGGAAGCUGCGCGGGCGCAUCGAGGUGAACAGCAAGCAGGUGUGGGACAGCGAGGAGAUGGUCUUCUUGCCCCUCGUCACCGAGUUCCUCUCCAUCAAGGUGACGGAGCUAAAGAGCCUGGCCAACCAUGUGGUGGUGGGCAACGUGUCCUGCGAGACCAAGGACCUUUUUGCAGCUCUGCCCCAGGUGGUGGCUGUGGAUAUCAAUGACUUGGGCACCCUCAAACUCAGCCUGGAGGUGACCUGGAACCCCUUCGACAAGGAUGACCAGCCCUCAGCAGCCAGCACGGUCAACAAGGCCUCCACGGUGAACAAGAGGUUCUCCACCUACAACCAGAGCCCACCUGACACCCCAUCCCUGCGGGAACAGGCGUUCUAUAACAUGCUGCGGCGCCAGGAGGAGCUGGAGAACGGCAUGGCCUGGUCCAUCUCUUCUGAGUCCUCGGACGACUCCUCCAGCCCCCAGCUGUCUGGCAGUGCCCGCCACGCUGCCCACAAGCCCAUCGUGCAGCCCGAGCUCCAGGCCUCUGCCCCCGCCAUCGAGAUCUCCUUCUCCCAGCAGCCAGAGGAGGCUGGGGCUGCUCCCGGGGCCGGUGGCAGCAGCAGCAGCAGCAGCAGCAACAUCCCCACCUCCGGGAGCCAGCCCGAGGAACCGGGCAGCCAUAGGAAGGAUGCGGUGGCCAACGGGCACGUGCCCUACUCCCGGACUCUGAGCCACAUCAGCGAGGCCAGCGUGGAUGCCACGAUGGAGGCCAAGGUGGCCGAGAGCCCCUGGGAACCUGCGCCCUGCCUGGAGGACACGGGGACAGUCCAGCGGGACCAGGACGCCUUGCCCGGUGCCUCGGUGGUGGCCACAGGGCUGGCAGGGCAGGACCAGGGAGCUGAGGCCAAGCCCCGUGCCACCGUGGCCUGGGCCACCUCCACCUGCCAGGAGGACACUGGUGGGGCAGAGCUGGAGCAGAGCCGGGCUCCAGCACAGGCUGGGCACGGCACCGGGGCUCCCGCGGCGCCGGCACAAGCCCCCGUGGAGGAGGGACCCAUCCCAACCCCACCGCUGCCCGGUGGUGUCCCUGCGGUGCCGCGGGGGAAGGUGGUGGAUUCGGGUCUGGAGGAGGCCAUCAGCCUUCUGGGCUCGGCCCUGGAUGACUAUCGGGGGCAGUUCCCUGAGCUGCAGCCCCUGGAACGGGAGCUCAAGCACCUGGAGGAGAUAUUGCUGCAGAAGCAGGGCAUCUUCCUCAGCCGGGCCUCCAGCAUCAGCCUGACGGUGGAGCACGCCCUGGAGAGCUUCAGCUUCCUCAACACCUCUGACAUGGAGGACUCAGAGGGCUCCGAGGAGGAGCCCCUCCACGACGAGAGGAGGGCGGGCAGAGCCCGGCGUGGCAGCAGGGCCCCCAGUGCUGCUGAGGUGAUGGCAGAUGACACCGGCAUGUGCAGCGGCUCCGAGGCCAGCACUGACCCCAUGAGCACUGGCAACGAGUUCCUGGAUAAGGCCCUGGUGCUUCACCUCCACACCUGCAACCACCUGCUGCUGAAGCUGGGCACCUUCGGUCCCCUGCGGUGCCAGGAGAUGUACGCCUUGGACAGGCUGCUGCGGGAGGCCCAGGUGCUGGAGAUCGUCUGCCAGCUGACUGAGGAGCGAGCAGGAGCAGCUGGAUCUGCUGCUGAAGUGGUGCAGUUCUCCAUGCAGAAGGAGGGAGUGCUGCCCCUCUGGGAGCGCUGCGUGGAGGCGCCCAACCUCUACACCUGCCCCGUGGAGCGGUUCCUGCAGGUGCUCAGCACCCAGCACGCGGCGCCCAUCAGCGAGCGGCACCCUGGGCUGGCUGACACCGGUGAGUGGGGCGAGCAGGUCACCAUCUUCCAGUACUGGAGCCACUUUGAGUCACUCGGCGCCCUGGUGCUCGACACCUACAUGAUGGAGCUGGCAGAGGAAGCCCUGCUGGCACAGAACCUCAACUCAGAUGACCAGGACGUGGUGCUGCGUGCCCUGAAGCGUGUCCCUGAGGGCCGCCUGAAGAAGGAGGGACUGAAGGCCCUGAGCCUGCUCCUCGUGGAGGGCAACAGCAAAGUGGUGAGCGCCGUGUCGGCCCAGCUUCGCAGCCUGGCAGAAAACCCCCACUUCCGCCAACGGGCUCUCGUGUGCUACCUGGAGCAGCUGGAGGAUGAGGAGGUGCAGACGCGCGUGGCCGGGUGCGCGGCGCUGGGCUGCCUGAAGGCCAAGGAGAGCAUCGAGCAGCUGGUCUACCUGUGCCAAACUGACAAGGAGCCUGUGCGGGAGGCAGCCAAGCAGAGCCUGAUGCUGUGUGUGCCCGGGCGGCCCGGCAGCGCCCAGGGCGAACAGGUCACCAUCUUCCAGUACUGGAGCCACUUUGAGUCACUCGGCGCCCUGGUGCUCGACACCUACAUGAUGGAGCUGGCAGAGGAAGCCCUGCUGGCACAGAACCUCAACUCAGAUGACCAGGACGUGGUGCUGCGUGCCCUGAAGCGUGUCCCUGAGGGCCGCCUGAAGAAGGAGGGACUGAAGGCCCUGAGCCUGCUCCUCGUGGAGGGCAACAGCAAAGUGGUGAGCGCCGUGUCGGCCCAGCUUCGCAGCCUGGCAGAAAACCCCCGCUUCCGCCAACGGGCUCUCGUGUGCUACCUGGAGCAGCUGGAGGAUGAGGAGGUGCAGACGCGCGUGGCCGGGUGCGCGGCGCUGGGCUGCCUGAAGGCCAAGGAGAGCAUCGAGCAGCUGGUCUACCUGUGCCAAACUGACAAGGAGCCUGUGCGGGAGGCAGCCAAGCAGAGCCUGAUGCUGUGUGGGGAAGACGGCAAAUCAGCACACCGGCGCCUGGAGGAGCCCCUGGACAGCCUCCCGAGGAUCUUUGCCCCAGCCAGCAUGGCCAGUACAGCUUUCUGA